CUGGCUGGCUGGCUGGCUGCCCGGGCACGGACCGUUUCCACUGUCUGUCCGUCCGUCUCCACGCUCUCGACGGCUCCUCUUCGCGCCGCUCACGCAUCGCGUCGCGACGACGGCGACGUCGGGGAACACGGACCAGCGAAAGGUGGCUCCGGUUUUGUUCUCGCUCGCCGUGCGCCCGUGGCGGAUCCGUACGCGCGGCUCUGUUUCACGCUUCGCCGGGCUGUGACCCUGAAUACUAGUGACAGUGCGUGUCUCCGACCUUGGCACGCCGUUCGCCAAAAGUUCUCCAAUGGCAGCGCGAGCAACGGUACCCGCCACAGCUGAUCGACCACCGGCCAAGCCGAAUUCCUCUCGACUAUCUACCAAAGGAUUUCGUCACGAGGCGUAAUCAGGAGACAGACAGACGGAUGGGGCUUUGAAGAAUGAACGUCAAAGAAACGGAUUUGCGCAGUAAAAUCGAAGAAAUGGAAGCCAACUCGUCUCGAUGUUCGACGGGAGCUUUGAAUUAACGAUGGUCGCUAGUGGAUCAAGAAUAAAUGUGCCAGCACGAGCUAUCAGACGUACACAGAGCAUGAAGAGGAGAAGACUCGAUUGACUCCGUAGAAACGUUCGGUGCCAGUUUGGAGGAUGGAGGAGUCCUCGCCAAGGAUUCGUCCCUAUCUGGAUUGCUGGGACCAGAACGAAGACAAGUACUCGGUGGCGAACAGCCAAGCGCCGUUGCAAGCUGGCGAGGACGAACACCCUGAGCGAGGCACAUGGACGGGGAAAUUCGACUUCCUGUUGUCCCUUCUGGGGUACAGCGUCGGGCUUGGCAAUGUCUGGCGCUUUCCGUACCUCUGCUACUCGAACGGAGGGGGUGCUUUUCUGAUACCGUUCUCGGUGAUGCUCAUUAUCGCCGGAUUGCCCCUCAUGUUCAUGGAGCUUUCCUUAGGGCAGUACGCGAGCCUUGGCCCAGUGGCGGCUUACAAACGCUUCUGCCCCCUGCUAAGAGGCCUGGGAUACGGAAUGGUCCUGAUCAGUUCCGUCGUGAUGCUCUAUUACAACCUGAUCAUCGCCUGGACGCUCUACUACAUCUUCGUCUCUCUCUCCGGAGCUGGUAAACUGCCAUGGAGCAAGUGCGAGCCACCAUGGAGCACCGACGAUUGUUUCAUGCCAGAAGCUGCCGAAGCGUGCGUCACUCAAAACAUGACUUACUUCAAAAGGAAAUGCUUGAAUUCUACCCAAAUGGCCUCCAUAGGUCUGACUAUGGAAAAUAUCACUAGUGCCAUUAGGAAACCACCGGCUGAGGAAUAUUUCAAUAAUCACGUCUUGGGAAUGAGUAGCGGGAUCGAGGAAACGGGAUCUGUUCGACCCUGGAUGGCGAUAAACCUUCUGUUAGCUUGGAUCAUCGUCUUCCUCUGUCUGAGCAAAGGUGUUCAAAGCUCUGGGAAAGUUGUGUACUUCACUGCUCUCUUCCCUUAUGUUGUUCUGAUCGCUCUUUUCAUUCGCGGCAUUCAGCUUCCCGGUGCCAGCGAGGGCAUUAUCUAUUAUCUAACGCCCGAUUGGAGAAGACUAAUGUCCGCGAAAGUGUGGAGCGACGCCGCGGUGCAGAUCUUCUUCGCCCUGAGCCCAGCCUGGGGCGGUCUGAUAACUCUCAGCUCCUACAACAAGUUCAACAACGAUUGCUACAAGGACUCGGUGAUCGUCGCCAUCAGCAACAUCGGCACGUCCUUUUUCGCUGGUUUCGUGAUAUUCUCGGUGAUUGGUUUCCUGGCCCACGAGCUCGACGUCCCUGUCGCCUCUGUCGUCGACCAAGGUGUUGGGUUAGCGUUCAUCGUCUACCCUGAGGUAGUCGCACGUCUAUCGGUUGCACCUGUCUGGUCGCUGCUCUUCUUCGUGAUGCUUCUCACCUUGGGUCUCGACUCGCAAUUCGCCUUGAUGGAGACAGUUACCACGGCCAUACUCGACGCAUUUCCGUCAUUAAGACACUAUAAAACGUGGGUCGUCCUGGCUGUAUCUGUUUUCGGUUACGGCGGUGGCAUAGUCUUCACUACUAACGCCGGAGUGUAUUGGCUACAACUAAUGGACAAGUACGCAGCCAAUUGGUCAGUGUUACUGAUCGCCAUAGGCGAGUGUAUUCUGGUCGGUUGGAUCUAUGGCGCGCAUCGAUUUCUCGACGAUGUUCAGCUGAUGAUAGGCCCACAGAGUCGCCUCUGGAGGUUUUUCUGGACCUGGAUGUGGAGGAUCGUCACCCCAGCGACCCUGUUCUUCAUUCUUUUCUUCAAUUGGAUCGAGUACCAGCCUCUCACCUACGGUGGCUACGUUUACCCCACAUGGGCGAACGCCGUUGGAUGGAUUAUCGGCAUGAUACCCGUUCUGGUCAUCGUUGGCAUGACUCUCACUCAGCUGAGAGACCAUCGUCGACGAUCCGCCUACGACGACGACGACGACGAUGACGACGACGACCUGGACAACAGGCCGUCCUAUCAGAGACACGGUAAAGGUAGAACGAAGAAGAGCAAGGGCAGGAGCGUAUGGUGUCGCGCCAAGAUGCUUCUGCAGCCAACACCCGAUUGGGGCCCCGCCACCAGAAAUCCAUCGACCCCGUCGAGGACCCUCACUCACACCCCGUCGCCAGGGCAACCAGCAGGAUACGACUCGGUGCGAGACACCAUAGUCCUGGUGAACGGUCAGCCGAUGAUGUUGCAGCCUUCGAGCUCGACUGGCACCUCUCAGAAGCUGCCUGGACCAUCGAUCCUCAAGAACUCUAGUAAAACCGACUUGAUCACGUCUCAACAAGUCUGACAUGAUGUUCAUUUUACCUCCGAUGAGAAGUCUGCCGAAGAAUCUGUCGCCACGAACACAACACGCCAGUAAAAGGUAGUUGCGUAUCGCGGAUAGGCUCGCAAACGAUCCACGGAUCGAUGGCGAAUUCAAGGAAGGACGAAAAGAUAGAAGAAGAAUUUAUAAGGAGACUAUUUUCUUUUAUAUACAUACCUAACGCAAUCCUAGUAUCUUCUAUUAUACAUUUUAUUUUUCAUUUCUUUUGAAACAAGUUGAAAGUGUUUUACCCCCGUUUCCAGAGAUACCAACUUCACUGAACCGAAUCGAAAGUGUCCAAGCCUUCUUUGACGAACUUUUAGAGAUUUUAUAGUUUAUUUUAGAAUUCAUAGUUCGACACGCCUUAUUAUUCAGUGAAGGUGAACCGACGAACGUUGAUUUAGCACCGAAACGGUUACGGCUAAUUAAAAGAGUUUAUUUAAUUGCCGGUAUUCCUAAGCGCGAAUCGCAAUUGAAUCUUCGACAUCGUGAUUCGACUGUUGCAAGCGUUUAGGUCCGUCGCACGAUCGACCUGCAAAUUGACGAGGAGACGAAGAACCUGUGAAACGCUCCGUACACGCUACGAUGUGAACAUUAUUUAUUGUAAACAAUUACGCUACUCCACUGCUUUCGAUUGUACAUAAGAAAACGUAAGAAAUUAACCAUUGUGUACGUGCUCUAGAGAAGAAAAUUAUGGUAUCUAUCGUUUCACGCGAGCGACACGCAAAGUUAGAACGAAUAAUGCCGUUUAUCCGGAUUAAAUUGACGCACCUCUAAAGUGGGGUGCAAUAUCACUGGACGAUUAAUUGCUCCACGUGGGAGAUUUAACCAUGGUAAUGUUAUUCCAGGCUUUCAUGGCUUACUUCAGGGUUGAUAUUAACAGAAGCUUGUUGGUACAAAUCGUGUCUUUUGGAUAAGAUCAUCGACGUUUAUUCAGCAAUGCAGAUGGCUUCUUCAAGGGUCGAAUGACACACUGAUGAAAAAUUUGAGUUUUUGACUUGAUUCUUCAGAGUUGACAUUAACAGAAGCUCGUGGAUGUAAGACUUCGGAUACCCUUAGUUUCGUGAGCAUUGCAGCUGGCUUCUUCAAGGGUGAAAAAAUGCACAGAGUUGGAUUAGGUGUAGAUUAAGUUUGAGUUUUGUCCGAAAUAUCACUGAAAUAUCAUUAUUUCAUUUGACGUCUUAAGAAGCUAGUAACACUGAAGAAACAUCAAACAGUCUUAACCAAAUGACACGACUUACACUUAGAAGCCCCAUUAUCAAUCAUGGUAAUGUUGCUUGCAUAGCGACGGGUUUAGACAUUCGACGUAGGCAGUUCGAAAACAUCAAGUUGAAUUUCCUUACCCAGUGUCAGGGCACUUUAUCGCAAAAGGUUCAUUGUUGCAAGGUCAUUCGGACGUUAAAGGAGCCGUAAGUUUUGUAAAUUUGUAGCUUCGUGAUCGCUGAGCAUUUUUCCAUGUUGACUCGCGAAAUGCUUCGCACGAGAAUUGUUAUCGUUUUGGAGAGAAUUCCAACAGUGCUGAAACGAGUGGUUCCAGAAGAAUUGGCAGAUGGUUUGCGGUGCAAAGAUUGUUUAAUUAGUUUAAAUUUUUACAUUCGUUACUUCAUUACUUCGGGACACCAGGAUAUCUAUUCUGAUUAUUGCAACGAUACAACGUUGGUAUCAGUGUCACUAGACGCUGUAUCGUUAGCAACUUUGAGAGAUUUAAGCUGGGUGACAUAUGACUGAUGACACGUGGGAUUUUUUAACAAUUAUACAAGGUAGAGGCACCAGUAGUUGACACAUUAUGUAUACAAAACGUAUACCAUUUAAAUAUUAAUGUCGAAAUAUGUAAAAUAAAUCAAGAAAAAGAUGCUUUUAUGGAUCGAAGUAUUGCUGUUUAAUCCUCUGAAACGCUUAAUAAUUCAGCGAAGUGUGAAAAAAAACCGAAUUUGUAUCCCCUACCAAACAUAAAUAACAACUUAUCUCGAGUUAUGGAGCGAAUAAAAAAAGUUGAUGCAUACGCCAAUGAAAAUCCCAGAAAUGCUGGUACAGACGCCAAUGAAUGUUUUGGUCGCACCCAGGAGUUCCAGGAAAAAGUACCGCUCCUUAGAGCUUCACGAACGCGUUUCUUGGAAUUUCAGGAGGCCGCGCGGCGCACCCCUCACUCUAUCUAGCAAGUCUAUCGCUUCCGAAAAUGUAAACAGCGAUAGCUCGGAGUAGAAUCGUCGGAUCUCUUUCAAAGAAUAUUCAAAUUGAAGGGCGCAAUUUCUGCUAUCUGAUAAAUGUUUAUCAUCAACGUUACACAUUUUUAAACAUUUUGUUUUGUUUAUUGCUGUACUGAACGCGAAAUAUAAGUAUGAUUAAGUAAAAUAACACUCGUUCGGGAAUUUUAAUUAUUAAUUUUAAUUAACACUAAGAUAACAUCGUUUCAAGAAGAUUUUAAUAGUCAAUUACUGGUGCUUCUACUUUACACGCUCCACAUACUCAUGACACGUAUCUGUUAGUAUUAAAAACCCCAAGUGUAUCCUAGUAAUUUUUCAGAUACAAUCGAUCCUCGAACCUGAACUUCUUCAUAUCUUCAAAUUAGCUCAGAGUUGAGCUUAACUUUGGGUGGUUUCGCCUAAAUCCACGUUUCCACGUGCCCAAUACGCACAUUCGAAUCAUUUAUAUUUCGUUAGCGAACGAAGCAAUCUGUAAAAGUUUCUCUUGACUCCAGCUGAACGUUGGAUGGAAUUGCCUAAAGACACAUUCCCGCUUGUGCGACGCGUGCAUUUGAAUUAUUUGUGGUAGUGGCUGUAAAAAUCGUUGUAGCUACACUAGAGUGUUUCGUUAGAAUAAAUUAUGUUUUCUUGAAUGUAAAUUAAGUCUUUAUCGGUAACAUAGAUGGUUACUGCUCGUACGAGAGCUAAACCAAGAAGAUUGGUAUUUUUAAGGUGGUACAAUUUCUAUGAUAACAACUAUAUACUGAUUUUCACCAGUAAGUAAUGUGUUCUGCAAAAGUUUGCUCAGAUUUGAGCCGAACUUCGAGCUGAGCCACCUAAAGCUACGUUCCCAUGUUUGCAACGUGUGUAUUACAAUUAUUUACGUUAGAAAGAAAAGCUAAUGUUUAUUUCUUUAUCUUUCGUUCUUUACUCAAAUUUUGCUCGUUCGUAUACUCAGAAGAUUUUUAAAUAAAUAACCAAGGGUUAGAUCAACUCUAUCUUAAUUUUUCAUAGAAAAUUGCGAAAAGUGGGAAAAUUUCAUUCAGGGAAUCCACGUGAACGCUCAAGCGAGAAUGUGACUUUAGGUGGUUCGAUUAGGGGCUCGAGGCAAGUUCAGAUCGAACCUUUCACGUUGUACCCAACAAUUAUCACUCAUAGUUCUAUAAAUUCACUCAUCGAUACGCAGUAUCCUUUAUUUCUCGACACAGUUCCACUUAUGCGAAGGAAUUUACAUGGGAAAUUAAACGAAGUGGACGAAAGUAUGGUCGAGGGAGGAAAGAGAAGACGCCAGGCGUAGACAGUACAUAGCAUGUUCCUAAAACGGAGUAAUUAGUGUUAUCGUCAUUCCUACAUUGCCUCAUCGGUGUCCUCCAACAGAGAAAUGGCAACAAUCGUCAGUCGACGCGAAUAGAUUAUUUUUGUCAAGCUGGUCGUCGCGAUUGUUGCUUUAUUUUUGGCUGAUGUUUUGACUCUUUAACCGACGGUCACCCAAUCCAUUGGUAAUACUCUCGCAAACUAUUACAUAUUCAGAAGCAUACACAUAUUUAUCUCCACGUCUGCCAUAAUCAAAGGCAAACAACAGUGGAAAUAAUUUAUAUCUCUGUAUCAAAGGACUGCUGUAUAAAAUUCUUUUGUUGCUCUAAAAUUGGCGUUUCCCUUAAAGCCUAAAAUAUUGUCUUACGAAUUAGAAAUAAUUUAUAUCUCUGUAUCAAAGGACUGCUAUAUAAAAUUCUUUUGUUGCUCUAAAAUUGGCGUUUCCCUUAAAGCCUAAAAUAUUGUCUUACGAAUUAGAAAUAAUUUAUAUCUCUGUAUCAAAGGGUUGCCGUAUAAAAUUCUUUCGAUACUCUAAAAUUGGCGUUUCCCCUUAAAGUCUAAAAUAUUUUCUCACGAAUUAGGGUGACCGUCGAGUGUUUACAUGUACGCGCGCCUCCGAUUACUAUUAUUUGCCGGCUGUCAGGAAUUUCAGGGAAAUAGACUAAGUAGCCGAUGCGUUCACGCACGAAGACUGCAUGCCACCGUAAAAGGGGAUAUUUUUGCGUCGAUCACGCACAGGGGAAGGUAGGGGGGUGUUGGAAAAAGAAGAAGGGGUGUCGUUUCACGGGUCAGCGGGAAAACGUUUCGGAUCGUUCCCGACCCAACAUAGGAAAUAUAAAUAAACAAGAAAUAUAAUUAAGUCGGCGAUGUCGAAAUGCCAGACAAUUACGCGUACGUACAGUCAAUAACGUGAAAGAUCGUGAUUCUUUAUUUUUUAUGUGACCCCAUUUGUAAAGUGUUGCUAGCUGUAUCGUAUGUAUAACAUUUAUCGUACUUCGUAUAUAUACAUAUACAUGUACACACGUUACAGAUAUACAUAUAGUAUAUAUACAUAUGACAUAUACAAUAUAAUAUAUAUUAUAAAUAAUAUAUUUAUAGACGCUUGUACACUGGUGUACGCGUCCUAUAGUUUAUUACGUGUACAAAAGAAGCAUAAAACUACACGAUCAUCGUUGGAUAUAAGAAGCUGAGGGCGAGACAAACCAAUGAGAAUACAACAAGAGAAUAUAAACAAUUAACAUUUACCGAACCUGUUGCGUUCAAAUGAAGUAAAAAAGAAAAACAGGAAACUAAAUAUGUUAACUCAUAUCCGUGAGCGUGCGAAAGUAAUAUGUUGCGUGAUACGAUGCGUUUUUUGUGAGCAAAUGAUGAAAGUGUGUACGGUGCGAGCGUAUACGUAUAUUUUUUAGCGUAAAACGGGCCUAACUCCACUUUUCGUCCUCUCAACGAUCCGCGCGCCGUUGGAUGGUUGCUUAGAAUUUUAAAAAAAGACUUGUUUCCUUCUCUUCGAUCCUGGUUAUUGUAAUUUUUAAUUUGUACACUUUACUUCCUUGGUCAAAAUUAAAGUAAGUCAGCUAAGUAAGUAAGUAAGUUACUUUCGCAAUUGUUCGCGCAAGUUAUUUUAUUAUUUAAAAAUAUCUUUGUGCAUCAAAUGUUACGCAGAAUGUUUUAAAAUAUAUAACACCAAUGCAAAAGCAGGUAAUUCAUUUUGAAAAAGAAUUACUACGAUAAAAAAUGCAAUUCAUUUUACACGAAACUAUGUUCUCAAGAUAAUCGAUUUUAAAAAUAUUGCGAGAGGUAGCGCGUACUUUAGUAAGGAACUUAUGAAACCCAGAUGAAUUUAGUUAGUAAUGAAUUAGUUUAGUAACGAUAAGUGUUCGAAUAGUUCUUCCCUACGGUUACCAAGUGUCAUCAGUAUUUUUGCUAGGAAAACAAUUUUUUUAAUUAGAACUCGCUACUUCUGUACACUGAAAUUAACCCAGUUAUGGCUGAUACAUAUAGAAGUGUGUUAAAAAUGUUAAAAAUGUGUGUUGAAUAAAAAUUUUAAAUAUGUCGUUGUUCUGUUUUGAUAUUAGAUAUGUUAGGCUAACGUCUUUCUAGAAGGAAGGCUCGUUUUAGGUAUCCUGUUACGCCUAAUCUACUCGUGGUAAAAUGUUUCAAAGAAAAAAGUAAAAAAAUUGCAGCCUUACCUGGGUUAAGCAACAACGCGAACUCGAAAUUGUUUCAUUUAAUUACCUCAAGAACGAAGGUUCGUGCAAACAAUUUUAAUCUACACUUCUCAGAGGAUCACCUCUUUGUAAACUGUGCUAUAUAUUUUAGGACACUCUGUGCAUGGAAACCGUCACGGUUUAGUUUGAGUAAACGUUGCGUUACGGGUUUCGUCCAAUUUGCAAACAAUCGAAGUGGACGUUAGGAGUAAGUAAUCGGCCCUUACGUUUAGAUGUAAGUAAUCCCCCCCUCGCCAUCAAUCCUUUGCUCAAAAGGACGAACUAGUGGAGGAGGAUCCUCGCCAUUCGCGCCCAAGACGGAUCCUCGUUGACCUAAUUAACGUUUUAGAAUCUAGUCGUUGUUGAUACUCAGAGCUUCAAAGAAUAGGCAAAUCAUUCGACAGAACGAUAACUCGAAUCCCAAGAUAGGAAUUCGUUUCGAAUCGAGCCACGCAUCUCGAGGACAAUGAAAGUUUACCCAGUCGAUUCACUUCGAGACACCAAACAUUCUCCAAUCGAUCUUCCACUGACACGAUUAAUGUAAGAGUCUAACAUUUCGGGAAAAUAUUAAACGUAAGAAGGUCGUCUUUAUUUUGUUACGCGAUAUCAUUAGGUCGUUUGGAUUUGUGUAUUAUCGGAUCGUUUGCUGUUAGGUUUUUAUUUUGUAAUUGUAGAAGGAACAGUCCACCGGACUGGAUAAAUGGAUCAUGAUAUAAUAUGACUACGAAGAUCGUAAGAAAAAUUUGCAUUCUAAAUAUUUUUGUACAUAGUUAUUAGUAUCGUGAUUUAUCCUUGAAUUUAUUCCAUCAAUUUCUUUUAUUUUCUAAAUAACUUAAAGUUAGACACUAAACAAAUAUACACGAAAUUACUAGACGCGUUUCUAAUUAGCCAUAUCCAAGACACGAUCAAAUUCCUUCAUUGAUACAUUGAUACAGACGAAUUCUCUUCGGCGAUUGCUGAUGAACAAACUUGGGAUUCGCGAUGAAAGUGUGACUGAUAGAUAAGCAUUCCAGAAAACUUAAUUGUCCUUAGGCUAGGUAGGCGAAUCUGAUGCUGGUUUAAAAGGAAUUUAAAGAAAAAAAAUCAAACUAGCUCGUCAUUAACAACAAACAACAAUAAUAAUAAUACAUAUUAAUUAUAAAAGUUAUGUUACAAGUAAAUAAUAAUAAUAAUAAUAAUAAUAAUAAUAAUAAUAAUAAUAAUAAUAGCGUUAGCAGCCGGGGUUUAAGCCGGCUAGGCCGCGUGGUCGACUGUCCUAGGUAGGGUUAAGAUUCCAGUGACGUAGAAUUAUCAGUAACAACACGGUAACAUUGCCAGUAACAAUAACAAAAAGAGAAACAAACACCACCAGGUGUCGAUUACUAUUUUAACGUAACUUUGGUUGAGCAGUUUAGCUGUGUCCAUUUAUGCGAGAGUGAGGAUUGUGCCUGGCGUUCAAACGACCUUGAACGUCAAAUUCUUGCCUAUAAACCCAUAGUUUAACUUCGAUAUUGUAGACGAAUGAAAUUGUCCAAAUUUUUCCUUGGGAAAUUUUCAAUAAAUCCAUUUCACUAUUUUAGCAAAGAAAUAAAAAUAGAAAUAAUCUAGAGCUUGCUCUAAUUACUUACAUCUAACAUCGGAUCGUAGGGGUUUAAUGGUUUUCGCGGCACUAGGUAACGCGUUUUAAUUUUUAUAUAGCCGAAACAAUUUGUCGAGGGUCUAGUGAACAUACAUCAUUUUUGCUCAAUUUUAUUUCAUGUUUUCGAUGACCUCUAAUUAAUCAAAAUAAAUCAGAAUUUAAUUUUGUGGGUCGUGGCAAAUCUUUUCAUUCAUUUGAAUUUAACGUUGACAAGAAUGACCUAGAAUAAAAUAUAUGAGAAAUGUAAAUAAAAGGAAAGAAAGAUAGUAGCAUAAAAGUAGAAUAGCAGCGUAAACGUCAAUUGUAGUAAAAUUGAUAACAUUAAUAAUAUCGAGGAAUUCAAAGUUGGUCAUAAAAUAAACUUUACGUUUUAAUAGACGCUUUAAUAAAUAUUCUUGUAUUAAUUAGAAGUAACAGAGACCCUUGACAAAUUGUCUAGCAUUGAAAAAUUACAAUUUAUCGUAGCUAAACCGAAAGUAUCACUUAGGUUGUCUCGUGUUACCGCUACAGAAGCACACAGGCGAUAGUCGUAAAACAUUCGUUCGGGGAUCUCGAUUUACCGAACGGAUUUAUGGUUACCGGGUUAUGUUACGGACUUUACGUCACUAAGAGCAACCAGUAGAGCGAACAGUACAAAGUAACGUGUCCUAGAGCCAAUCGAGAAAGAGGAAAGCGUUCAAGAGCGAGAUACACAGAUGUGUUUAAGGAGUCUUCUCGUUUUAGUGCCCAAAAAAUUAACUCAUAUUUGCUCAUUUCUUAUAGAGAAUGUACGAGUUGGAUUGUCCUCAAAUUUGGCACGUGGGUUCGUUAAUCACUUAUCAAGAUUUUCGAAUUUUUGGACUAAAAAAAAAACGAACAUUGACAAAAUGACGACACUUGAAAAAAAAGUCUUAUUUUUAUCAGCAUUCUUUGAUUUUUCUGAACCGUGAAAAGAUGUAAUAGUUUUUUAAUUUUAAUUAGGAUUGGUGCACUCAAAAUGGAGUUUUCUUUAAUUAAAUUGAGUUGUUUUUAUUUUAGCAAUUUCACAAAUUUUUGGAACAUCUAAACCGAGAAGACCUCUUGUGUUUCGUGAAAGCGAUUAUAUUAGUUAUUCCUUCUCGUUAAGGCAGAUUUUUGUACGUCGUCGGACGGUCGAAAGAACGAUAACAAACCGCAAAGUAAAAUUCCUGAUCAAAUGUUCAAACGAAAGAAAAAAGGGAACCGUUCGCUUGUGUUUGCGAUCGAACUUUCGCGCGUUCUAUCGUGUCUCUCGAUUUCCUCUCUGAUUUUUAUUAAUUAUUAUAUUAUUUAUAGGAGUAUUUGCCAACGAAAAUAUGGUUGAAAGGUAUACGAAACUGUAUACUCGAAUAUGUUUCUUUAACCAACCGUCGAUUUUAUUUAUAUAUGAAUGGUAAUUAAGGGCUAACUAACAUCAAAUUAAUACUGAUUCAAUUUAUCUUCAAUUAAAACGAGAGGCACUAUUAGAACGUGACGAAUGAUAUACAAUCAAAAUACAAGAAAAUGUUAUUAUUCGACACACGAGGGUAAAUCCAUGGACAUAUAACAAUAUGUCUGUGACAUAUUUUCUAGAAGAAGAAAAAUUCUAGAAGCAUGUUCCAACAUUCGAAAUUAAUUUUAAUGAACAUGAAAUUAAAAAUAAUCAUCGUGAAUGUAUACAAAAAAGAAUAAAGUUAAUUAUAGCUCAAGCAUAGUUCACUCCACAUUAAUUACAAAUGAUUUGUAAACUGUGAGAAGAAAGUUACUUCAAAUUUUUCGAGUUGCAAAUCAGAUUGCAAGCUUCCCAAUGAUUAAUUACAAACAGAUUAUGUUCGCUGUUUGAUUCGCCCUCGUGCGUAAGGUCAAGAGUAGUCAACAGGGAGUUAAGGAGACGAACGAGAAUACUGAAAUUAUAUAUUGUAUCUAUAUUGAUCAAACACGUAUAUAUAUAUGGAGGCAUAGAUAUGUAUAUAUGUAUGUAUAUAAAAAAGAGAAGUAUAUACAUAUGUAUACACGUUGUUGCAUAAUGUUAGCGACGCUCCCCACGCAUAGAAAAAUGGGGGGGAAAGUUUUACGCGUGACGAGUUCAAUUCGAGAUGUUUAUCGUGCGUUGACAAUUUGCGAACAAGUAAGAAGAGGUUUAACAAAACAAAUAAGACGAUAUUCGAAGGACGAUGAGUAUAUAUAUAUAUAUAUAAUAUCGGAAAUUAAGAAAUUGUAUUAAUAUACAUGUACAUUGCAUUGAGGAAGAUAUAUACAUUAUGUAAAUUCUAUGUAAAUGUAUAUGAUGCGUGUGUAAUUAAUAAAGUGUUGAUAUAUAUGGUUGACGAUACGUC
Molecule: messenger RNA, 12433 nt
Organism: Hylaeus volcanicus
Lineage: Eukaryota; Metazoa; Arthropoda; Insecta; Hymenoptera; Colletidae
Product: sodium- and chloride-dependent glycine transporter 1-like
Exons: 11
Coding region: 628-2784 (718 amino acids)
Biological process (GO): sodium ion transmembrane transport
Cellular component (GO): membrane
Source: RefSeq, a predicted model, not a curated record